Messenger RNA from Pogona vitticeps (central bearded dragon), 8658 nucleotides. RefSeq names its product intersectin 2 (gene ITSN2). The record is from RefSeq and is a predicted model, not a curated record. Gene Ontology annotation, molecular function: calcium ion binding; guanyl-nucleotide exchange factor activity; protein binding. Lineage: Eukaryota; Metazoa; Chordata; Lepidosauria; Squamata; Agamidae. Gene Ontology annotation, cellular component: intracellular vesicle; plasma membrane; presynaptic membrane. Gene Ontology annotation, biological process: clathrin-dependent synaptic vesicle endocytosis; endosomal transport; positive regulation of Rho protein signal transduction.
UUUUCUUGCCAUGAUCUUCUUGAUGACUGGGCGGGAAUCUCCUUCUACAGAGAGGCAGCGAGCGCGCUGAGGGGGCCAGCUUGCACUGCUUCCCUCUCGGCGCGCCAUAGGGUCCCCAAGCCACCCCGUCCCCGCCGCCCUCCCCAUUUGCACUCCAGGUCCAGCGCGCGCUUUAUCACAAUUGCUUCUGCAAGAGCCUCCUUGAGCUGGAAAGAAGUGGUCGGACUGCAACUUCGGCGGCCAGAUUAAGCUGUAGUUCGUUCAGCCUUUCCUCUGGGUUUAUGAUCCCAUUUAGGCCAAGAAACCCGGCUUGACGACGCCCUCCCAAGGCCAACCCCGGCGAACCCGCCUCCUUCUCGGAGGGCUGCGCUCCACAAGGAAGCCCAACGUGGGUGCCCGCAGUUCCUUUUCCUUCUCAUGGCUCGCUUCUGAAUAAGGAAGCUGCCGCCUGCAAUUGGGCAUCGUCGCCAUCUUCGGAUUUUGACGCAGCCGUAACAGCGGAAGGAGGAGCGAGGAAAGGAGUGCAAAGCGGCAGCCUUCCAGUUCGGGAGGGAGGAAGGAAGGAAAGGCGGCCGGUGGGUGCUGGCAGGCGGUGCAACAGGAACCAAUCUGCGUUCUGCCCUUGUUGCAUUAUUAAUGGAACAAUAUUGUCCUCCUGCUAAUGGCUAAGAGGUAGCAAGAAAAACCCAAGAUCAUGACAGCUCAGAUUCCUACAUCCAUUAAUGGAGGCCCAAAUAUAUGGGCUAUCACUUCUGAAGAAAGAAUGAAGUAUGACAAGCAGUUUGACAGCCUUAAACCAAUUGGAGGUUAUGUUACAGGUGAUCAAGCUCGUACCUUUUUUUUACAGUCAGGUUUGCCAUCUCCAGUCUUGGCUGAAAUAUGGGCUCUUGCAGACCUGAACAAGGAUGGGAAAAUGGAUCAGCAGGAAUUUUCCAUAGCUAUGAAACUCAUCAAGUUAAAACUACAAGGCCAACCCUUGCCUGUAGUCCUUCCUCCCAUUAUGAAGCAGCCUCCUGUGUUCUCUCCCUUAAUUUCUGCUCGUUUUGGAAUGGGCAGUAUGCCAAACUUGUCUAUUCCAGCUUCUGUUCCUACAAUUACACCCUUAGCUCCCAUGUCAUCUUUUGCUUCUGUGACUUCCAUCCCCCCCUUGGUUAUUUCUGCUGCCCUGCUACCUUCUACCAGCACAUCAUCAUUGCCAAAUGGAACAUCCAACCUCCUUCAGCCAUUACCUGUAUCGUAUUCUUCAACACUUCCUCAUUCCAGCUCAUAUAGUUCCAUGAUGAGAGGAUUUAGCGGUGCCAAUAUCCAGAAGACACAAUCUCUGAUAGAUUUAGGAUCUAGUAGUUCAAAUUCUUCUUCGACUACCUCACUAACUGGAAAUUCACCGAAGACUGGCUCUUCAGAUUGGGCAGUUCCACAGGCUUCCAGAUUAAAAUAUAGGCAGAAAUUUAAUGGUCUUGAUAAAAGCAUGAGUGGAUACUUGUCAGGAUUUCAGGCAAAAAAUGCCCUUCUUCAAUCAAAGUUAUCCCAGACCCAGUUAGCUACUAUUUGGUCACUUGCUGACAUUGAUGGUGAUGGACAACUGAAAGCAGAGGAGUUCAUCUUAGCUAUGCACUUAACUGAUAUGGCCAAAGCUGGGCAACCACUCCCCUUAACCCUGCCUCUUGAGUUAGUGCCACCUACUUUCAGAAAUGGAAAGUGUGUUGAAAAUACAAAUUGUCUUCUGCCAACUUAUCAGAAAAUACAAGAAGACCCUCCACAAAAACUUCCAGUUACCUUUGAGGAUAAGAGAAAAGCCAACUAUGAGAGAGGCAACAUGGAACUUGAGAAACGCCGUCAAGUCCUGUUGGAGCAGCAGCAGAGAGAGGCAGAACGUAAAGCUCAAAGGGAGAGAGAAGAAAAGGAACGGAGAGAGAGAGAACAGCAGGAACAGGAGCGGAAAAAACAACUGGAACUGGAAAGGCACUUGGAAAGACAACGUGAACUGGAAAAGCAAAGAGAGGAGGAAAGGAGGAAGGAAAUGGAAAGACGGGAGGCAGCAAAGCAGGAACUUGAGCACCAGCGUCGUCUAGAAUGGGAGAGGAUUCGGCGACAGGAUCUUCUUAAUCAACGUAAUAGAGAACAAGAAGUAAUGGUCAAGUUGACCUCUAAAAAGAAGAGCCUUAAUCUUGAACUAGAUGCACUGAAUGACAAACACCAGCAGAUAUCUGGAAGGCUGCAAGAUGUUCGAAAUAGAAAGCAAAAUCAGAAAAAUGAGCUGGAUGUUCUGGAAAAAAAAUGUGAUUUGGAGAGCAUUGAAGUUAAGGGGCUACACAAGCAGCUUCAGGAAUAUCAGAAUAGGUUGAUACUCCUUGUUCCUGAAAAACGGCAGUUAAGUGAGAAAAUAACUCAUAUGCAGUUGGACAAAUCUCCUAAUACAGACCUUAAUUCACUGCACAAGAAAUCGUCAGAAAAAGAAGAGUUAUGCCAAAGACUUAGAGAACAACUAGACACACUAGAGAAAGAAACAGCUUCUAAGCUGUCUGAAAUGGAUGCUUUUAAUAAUCAGCUUAAGUGUGAGACUGUGGAUGCUUCUGUUCUUCAGUGCCUUUUGUGUCUGCUAAGCUGUCUCAACAACCUCUUCCUCUUACUUAAGGAGCUCAGAGAAGCCUACUCCACACAGCAGUUAGCACUUAAGCAGCUUCACAAAAGGAAGCAAGACAAGAUCCAAGAACUUGAAAAGAAAAGAGCAGAACUUGCGCAAAAGAAGAGAGCGGAAGAUGAGGCUGCACGAAAAGCAAAACGGGAAAAGGAGAGCCUGUGGCAGGAGACGAUCCAGAGGGAGGAAGAAGAAAGAAGACAGCGUUUACAGGAAGAGCGAAUGCAGGAGAAGCUUCAUGAGGAAAAACAAAAAGCCGAGGAGGCCCUUGCACAACAGAAGGAGACCCAGCAGCAGAAACUGGCAGAGGAGGAUCUUGACAGCGUGAGGAGGAACAAGCAAGCAGAGAUUCUAAGAGAAAUUGAGCAGCAAAUGCAGAAGCAAAAAGAUGACGACAAAAGAAGACAGGGGAAGAUUGCAAAAGAAGCCGAGGAAAAGCAUAAAUGGCUUGAUGAAGAAAAAAAAAGGAAAGACACUAUCAAUCUGCAAGUGUCAGAUAAACCAAUUUCUCAAUUAAGCUGGCAUGAAAAAAAUGUAGAUACCCUGAAACAGACAAAAGGGCAAAAUCUUAAGUCAGCGUUGAAGAAUGAAGGUCAUCCUGUUACUGCCUCUGACUCUAUGCAGUCAGUUGGGUUGGUUAAUUACAGAGCUUUAUAUCCAUUUGAAGCAAGGAACCAUGAUGAGAUGAGUUUCAAUGCUGGAGAUAUAAUUCAGGUUUCUGAGAAAACUGAGGGAGAGCCUGGCUGGUUAUAUGGGAGCUUCCAAGGGCAUUUUGGCUGGUUUCCAUGCAAUUAUGUAGAAAAAAUACCUGAAAAUGAAAAAACAUUUUCACCUCCUAAGAAAGCCUUGCUUCCCCCUUCAGUAUCUUUGCCAACUGCCUCAGUUCCUGUAGAGACUGUUUCACCAAGUAAACCAACAGAAGAAAUUGACUACCAGAAUAUAUCUUUCUCAAACUUAAAUGUAAACACAGGGCAGAAGAAAUCUGCCUUUACUCGUACAGUAUCUCCUGGAUCUGUUUCUCCCAUUCAUGGACAGGGACAAGUAGUACAAAACUUAAAAGCACAAGCACUUUGUUCCUGGACUGCAAAAAAGGAUAACCACUUGAACUUUUCAAAAAAUGACAUAAUUACUGUGCUGGAGCAGCAGGAAAAUUGGUGGCUUGGAGAAGUAAAUGGAGGAAGAGGAUGGUUUCCCAAAUCCUAUGUCAAGAUUUUGCCUGGAAGUGAAAACCAAAGAGUAGAACCAGAAGCUGUUUAUGCAGCUAUAAACAAAAAACUUACAUCUUGCUCAUUAAGAGAAGAAUAUAUAGCACUGUAUUCUUAUGCAAGUUCUGAACCCGGUGAUUUAACUUUCACUGAAGGCGAAGAAAUUCUAGUUAUUCAGAAAGAUGGGGAAUGGUGGACUGGAAGUAUUGGCGAUAGAACUGGAAUUUUUCCUUCAAACUAUGUCAGACCAAAGGAUCACGAUAGUUCUACUGCUAGCAAAACAGGAACAUAUAAUAAAAAACCUGAAAUUGCUCAAGUUACCACGGCCUAUACUGCAUCAGGAACAGAACAACUGAGUCUUGCGCCAGGACAACUGAUACUAAUUUUAAAGAAGAAUGCUAGCGGAUGGUGGCAGGGAGAGUUGCAGGCAAGAGGGAAAAAAAGACAAAAAGGAUGGUUUCCUGCUACCCAUGUGAAACUUCUGGGUCCAGGCAAUGAAAAAACUACUCCUGCUGCUAUACCAGUGUGCCAAGUGAUUGCCAUGUAUGACUACUUGGCAAACAAUGAAGAUGAGCUCAGCUUCUCUAAGGGGCAACUCAUUAAUGUCCUGAACAAAGAAGAUGCAGACUGGUGGCAAGGGGAAAUCAAUGGCAUCUCAGGCCUCUUUCCUUCAAAUUAUGUGAAGAUGACUACAGACUCUGAUCCAAGUCGGCAGUGAUCCAAUGUUGUUUGUCUUCCAGGGUGAAAGCACCUCAGAGACCCACUAUCCAAGUUUGACUAAAACAUGAAGGCAGGGUGGACAAUGACUAAAACAUGGAAGCAGUGUUUCCUCUCUCUGAAACAAUUCAUUUGCUUCACUUCAGUAUUAAAUCCACUCAAGGCUUCAAAUGUUGCUGCGUACUGUAACAUUGCAAUUAAUUUAUGCAAACUGAUUAGUGGGUCUUUGUGUGGCUUUCUUCACCGUCCAGUCUGGUUUUCUCAACUCCUUUUAUUUCAGAAGAGCCAUUAAUGAUUUGCUUCCUUGUCAAGUUAUUUCUUGACGUAGUAUGACUUCAGGCACACAAAGACCUACUAUUUGAACUGUUUUACAUUGAUAGUUGUGUUCUUUUCAUGCUGCACCAUGUGUUCCUUUUGUUAUUGAUUUUUGCUGGUAUCUCGCAAUGUACUUCAUGUAUGAUUCUAUACACAGUGUGAGUGUUGUUGCGGGGGUAGAGGAGGAAGUAAGGCAAAACCAUGUGUCCUUUUAAGACACUUUAUUUUGCCAUUGUGGAUGCUGAGUUUUCAAUCUUAUAACUCUUUUACUGAACACAAAUACAAUCUGGUGUAUGUGAUGGUUCUUUCUAUGGAUAUUGAGAAAAUUCUCUCUCCAGAUAGUGCAGUAUUUUAGUGUUUCUUUAAACUAAAUAGUGAUGGAGCUUAUGUGGACUGGUUUUGUGGGAAUCUUUUUUUUGCUCCUAUUUAUGCCAGGUUGAUGUGCAUAUGGGGGCAAGAUCUGAAAGACCUCUAAUCCUCACCAUGGUCCUGAUAACAUCAUUGGGGUCAUAGUAGGAUCUAGAUGUAGUGGGUUCAGUUCAUUACUCCUCAAAUGCAUCUUGGCCUUCCCAUCAUUUGCGAUACUUCAGAUGCCUCUCUAAUACAGGGCAGGAAGCUUUAAGGUCUUCUUGUCCUCCCAGUUAAAUGUUUUGUCCAGAAUUCUGUAUAAUGACACAGUCCUAAGUAGGUUUAAUGAGGUUCAGUUCAAUGGGACUUGUUUUUUUUGUAGGUAUGCAUAGGAUCACAGUCUAACAAAAGGGCAGGCAAAGUGCCCUCUCCAAGUAGCAUUCAACAUUUUCUCCCAGAGUUCCUCAUCAUUGGUUAUGCUGGACCUAUAAGGCUGCUGAAAGUUGCAGUCCAAAAAACAACAACAAAUAAACACUGUGUCCACCCUGGUCUAACAGCAUCAACCUACAGCGUACUAUGUACCACUUUGUUCAGUGUUCAGCCUAUUUCACUUAAUAAAUGUUUUAGGAUUGCUGUCUACAUAAAAUGAAUGUUACGGUUUUUAAUAGGUUUUUAUUGAAUAAUUGAUGCCUGCAUUACUUUUAUCAAGUAAUAGUUUUCAGGGAGGAUCAUUUGUGCAAUAUGAAAUAGUUACGUGCCUAUAUCAAAUUAUGAAUGGACUUUUACAGUAUCUCAUUACUACUUUAGUACAAUCAUUUCUCACAGAAUAAAGUGAUCAGUAUUGGCAGUAGCAAAUGUACAAAUAGUUUGUAUUCAGCUGGAGCUUCCUUAUUUCUGCUGAUAAUUAGGCUUCCAGCUAAGGAUGUGGUAUUAAUUAUAGUGUGCUGUAAAUACUAGUUGCAGCAUUGUGGCCUCUUCUAACAAACUACCAUCUAUCUUUCAUAACUUCCAGCCAAAAGGUGUGUGACAAGCUAACAAAUGGGAACAGUAGUCUCAGGGGUAGGAAUAAUAUAUUAAUCAAGUUCCUGCUAGCUCCCUACAUAGCUGGUGGGCUCUAUUAGGUUUGGUGUGCAAGCAAAUUAUUCAGAUUUGAAUGUAGCUACAUAAAAAGGUUUAAACAAAAUCUAAUUGAUUUUCCAGUAACCAGUGAAAGGUUCAUUUGUUAGUUUUUGUUUUGUUCAGUUUGAUUUGCAACAAUCCUAACAUAUUUUGGUGAAAAGCUGAGAAAAUAAUCCUUCAGAUUAAGAAUUCUCCAAUGAGUGGGUCACAUCUGAGGGUUCAGAGGCCAUUUUUUGGUGAUCCUGAAUCCUUAGUGGGCCAUAGAUACAAAUUCCCUAAGGUGGAAAUUAGUCCCCAGAAUGCCAAAUUGUAUUCCCAGAAGCCUCUGAGGCACAAGAUUUUCCCCUCUAAAUGUAACAUCUGCCACAUCCCGGAGUAUAAUUUUGGCUUUUAAAAAAAGCUUUUCUUCAAACAUGAGGUGAUUUCUGACUGCUUCCUGUUUCUUUUUUUAAGGAUAUUUUUGGCAAACAACAAAAAUAAACAGGCCAAGAUGAUUACAUUUAUGGGGCAAAUUGCGCCCCCAGAGAUCUUUUGGAGAUAAUGCAUGGGAUUAAAAUAGGGAUUGAAGGGUUUGGAAGGUGGCCCAGAAAGUCACCCUUUGAGACCACAAACUGCACUUUACUCGCCCCUACACUAAAGACUGAUAGAGGCAUAAUAAAAUAUUCUUAAUGACCUUAUUUCCUCUGAAAAUUUAAUGAAUGCCUCAAGUAUCACAUUAGUGAUACUGAAAAAGCAAAAGCAAAAGAAAACAAAAACAAUACAGUAGGAUUAGAUAUCACAAACUGCAGUUUGUAGGCUAAUCUUUUGCUUCUGAAACCUUACUGUAUACUAUUUUUAUCUUAUAGAAACCAAAUUAGUAUUGUCAGUUUGAAAAUGUUGUAAGAACAAAGAGCACAUGUGUGUUAAGUUCUUGCUGCUGUGUAAAUCAUACUGUUACUUUUGCCUCACUUCUCUGGCUCCACAAAUAAUUUAUUACGUUUUGGUAUGGAGAACACAUGGGGUCUGAAUUGGGUCACAGAAUUAUCAGACAUGAGAUAGUUUAAUAGUCAUUUAGGAUGCACAUUUUUGAAUAACUAUAUCAGUUAUUUUUCAAAAACAGUGUUUGUUGAAUUUUAAGGCAAGAUUACAGGAACCACUCAAUGUCUGAAGCAAGAGAUCAUAACAUAUGAGGCAGUAAAGUGCUCUCCCAGUUGUACCUACAUAACCAAUGAAAUAUUCUUCAUUGAACUGGAGCAUACCAGCAACUGCCUGCUUAUCACUCAUAUCAAGACGUUCUGGAAGUUGCAGCUACAGUUUGCUUGAUGACACAUAUUUCUGCCCUUCAAAACAAAGGCCAGCGUUCUAUUAUAUGAGUCCAAGUUUUUGAUUCCAUAGGUAGCUCUCUGAAUUCAGCUUUAAAUAUGAAUGACUUUGUUCUUGCAGGUUUCUUUCAGAUGGUUCUGCCUCUUCGUAUAACCACAAAAAGGCAAUAGUAUUGCAUUGCACAGUGAAGACAGCAUAGCACAACUUUUAUUAGCCUCCAUUCCAGAAAUAGAAUUGAACUAAUUUUUCAGAAAUAUUAAAUGUGAUGCCUUGAAAAUUCUGCAAGAUUAGAGAAUGGGAGUAUCUCAACUAAUUCUAGGCCAAUGUCUUGUUUGUACACAAGUAGAGCAUUAUGUUCCUCUCUAUGUGGUUCAUAGAGUCUCCCAUUUUGGGAGGGAUGAUGAGAAAACCUUGACAAAAUGACAAAUGAUUUCUUCUCUUGACAAAGGGAAUGUAAAAGUUAUAGGCCUAAAUUGUCCAUCUCAACUAGAAGAGACCCAUUCAAUUAGCUGCUCAAUAAAAAGUCAACAGAUCCCAUGGGUCUCCUCAUGCUACGACUAGCAAAUGAACUUUAGGCCGUAGAAUUCUCAAUUUCUAUGAAACAUGAAUGAAUGACCGCAUUGCACCCCAAAAUUGCAAUUUGCUAGUUGCUUGCAACACAAUAUUUACCAAACUAUAUUCCUGUGGCUUGAAUUACUUUUUUACUCCAUCUGAAUAUAAAUUGUUUCAGUCCAUCUGUUACAUGAAUGCUGACAGACAACUAAUUGUGGUUUUGGGGCUGCUACAGCAUAAUGCUGCUUUAAUGUAAUUAUAGUUAAAUUCUUUAUAACUUAAAGUGUUGUAUGCUGCCUUAAUUUUUUUUUUCUUUUGAGGCUUUCUGUUAUAAAAGUAUUUUAUAAUCAGUAUUUUGCCAUGGAAACACAGCAAAUGCUGUGCAUGAAAUAGCUAUCUUUGUUUUUGAAAACUGGGAAUAACUAUGCAAAUAUAUUUUAUUAAAGGGACUCAGAAAAAAUA